Molecule: messenger RNA, 960 nt
Organism: Scedosporium apiospermum
Lineage: Eukaryota; Fungi; Ascomycota; Sordariomycetes; Microascales; Microascaceae
Product: Ubx domain-containing protein
Exons: 4
Coding region: 1-960 (319 amino acids)
Molecular function (GO): protein binding
Source: RefSeq, a predicted model, not a curated record
AUGGCCCCAUCCGACCUCAACCUCCUGCUCGAGAUGGGCUUCGACAAAGCCCGCGCCGAGCUCGCGAUAAAGAGAGCUGGUGCUCUGAACCAAGCUCUCGAGUGGCUCGAAGCGAACCAGGACAAACCCCUCGACGAGCUCCUCGCCGAAGACAAGGUGAAGCAGGAAGAAGAGGAAGAAGAUGAAGAGUCCAAGAUUAUCGUAGACUCUACAGGAGAGGCGGGAAUGAAAUCUCUUGUGUGCAAUGAAUGCGGCAAGCAGUUCAAGAACGCGGAUUUCGCCUCUUACCACGCCACCAAGAGCGGCCACACCGACUUCUCCGAAUCUACCGAGGAGAUCGCCCCUCUGACGGAGGAGCAAAAGGCAGCCAGACUGGAAGAACUCCGACAGAAACUCAAGGCGAAGCGCGAGAACCAAGCCGUUCUUGACCGCGAAGAGGCCAAGCGCAACGAGAAAAUCCGAAUGAAAUCUACCAGGGAUCAACAGGACAUCAAAGAAGAGCUCCAACGCAAAGAGCAGAUAAAACAAGCCGCGAAAAAACGCCAGGAGAAGCUCGAUGACAUGGAAGCAAAGAAGCGUAUCAGGGCCAAGAUCGAAGCCGACAAGGAGGAACGCAGGCGCAAGGCCGAAGCGGAAAAGGCUGCUCGAGAGGGACGGCCUGUAGAGACGAGCCCGCUCGCAUCUGCUCCCGCAGCAGCAGCAGCAGCUCCGUCCGCUAAGAAGGUUGAUCACAACGAAGCGAGGCUGAAGCUGCAGACUAGCAAGGGACCCGUCAUGAAGACGUUGUCUGCCGAUACUACGCUCUUCGAGCUCGCGCAAUUACUUGAGUCCGAGCAGUCUGUCCGGGUUACAAGUUUCUCAACGACUUUUCCGCGCAAGACGUUCGAGGGACAGAUCGAUUUUGGAAAGACGCUGAAGGAGGCAGGUCUGACCCCAUCGGCUGUGCUGAAUGUAAAGUAG